Colletotrichum paranaense is the source of this 228-nucleotide messenger RNA. RefSeq lists its product as uncharacterized. NCBI's taxonomy places the organism in Eukaryota, Fungi, Ascomycota, Sordariomycetes, Glomerellales, Glomerellaceae. The record is from RefSeq and is a predicted model, not a curated record. The transcript has a single exon. Bases 1 to 228 code for a protein of 75 amino acids.
AUGACCCAUGGCCCAUCUGUUCGAAAUAGCAUCAUCGGAGGGCUAAUUAUACACACAUUCUCUUUUUUGGCCCCAUCUCAGCCCAGUGACAGCCCAGGCCAGUUCCAGCUCUCCUCUCUUCCCCGAACCUGCUCAUGCUCAUCCCCGCUAUGCAUGCCAUGCUCGGUUCAUCCAUCGUAUCGUGGACAUGGCAUACCGCAUGGCAUGGCAUGGCCAUCAUCGAGAUGA